UCAAAUCAAGCCUGAAUUAUCUCUGGAGGUUCAAAUGUCCGGCACAUCAUGAUACUCUCUAAUUCUGGAAAAGGUGGAAGGCAGCAGGAAAGGAGGACGACCAAACACGAGAUGGAUCGACUCCCUAAAGGAACCCACAGGCUUGAGUUUGCAAUAGCUGAGGCAGGUUCCUGAGGACCGGGACCUUUUGGAAAUCGCUGAUUCACGGGGCCUCCUUUAAAAUGAUCUUGUUUUAACGUGAUUAAAAAGAGACUUAUUCCCGUCCUUUUUAUAUGUAAAUGACUUACCGGUAUUCACUGAGUUCCGCCUGAGGCAACACCCACUCUCAAUGCCAGAAAAGUGAAAGUAAACGAGCGAUCGCUCCUUUUCCCUUGUGAUUUAAAAAAAAGGGGGAGGGAAAUGGCUGCAGGAGGAGAUCCCCUCCGGGAUCUCUGCGAGGAAGCCACCUGCGCCAUCUGCCUGGAUUAUUUCAAGGAUCCGGUCACCAUCCAGUGCGGGCACAAUUUUUGCCAAGCCUGCCUGGCUCGUUGUUGGGGGAAAUCGGAGCAAGAGGCUCCCUGCCCUCAGUGUAGGGUCGCCGUUCAGCCCCGGAGCCUCAUCCCCAACCGGCCCCUGGCCAACUUCGUGGAGAUCAUCACUAAGAAACUCAGUCUUCAGGGGGUCAAGGGGGUGGCGGCCGCCGCCGAGGAAAGGAAAAGGGGAUCCUGCGAGAAGCACCAGGAGCCCCUCAAGCUCUUCUGCCAGGACGACCAAGCCCUGAUCUGCGUGGUUUGCGACCGAGCCAAAGAGCACCGAGAUCACCAGGUGGUACCUCUGGAGGAGGCCGCCCAGGAGUACCAGGAUCGGAUCAGUUGUUGGUUGAAGAACCUGAGGAGUGAGAGAGAGAGCAUUUUGGCAUCUAAAAUAGCCACAGAAAAGGAAUAUCAAGACCUGCUUAUGAAAGCAGACGCAGAGAGGGGAAAGGCAGUGGCUGAGUUCAGGCAGCUACACCAGUUUCUGGAAGAACAUGAGAAGCUUCUGCUGGCCCAGGUUAAAGAACUGGAGAAAGUCAUUGUAAGGAGAAGGGAUGAGCACCUCACCAAACUCACCAAGAAGCUCUCCUCUCUUGGUGAUCUGAUCCAGAAUAUGGAGGAGAAACAUCAACAGUCCGCAGAGGAGCUCCUGCUGGAUAUCAGAGGGACUUUGCAGAGUGACCCCAAAAUAUUUCUUUGCCUCAGGAUGGAGCUGAGAGGCAAGUUUGAGAACCCUGGGGUUUCGCCUCCUGAGCUGACGGAGAUGAUCUCAGAAGUCUCUAACUUAAAAACCUUCCUUGCAAAUGUCAUGAAGCAAUUCAAAGAGUUAAAUGUGGAGCUGGAAGGAUUCCAUAAAAAGAUAGAAAAUAUAAUGGGAAACAUGGCAGAGUUACAGAUGGAAGACACGGACAACUGGACCCCUUCUAAAGUUCAGAGGAUAAAGCCAGGUGGUCUUUCCUCUGGAGCUCAGCUGCAGAAAGCAAAUGUAACCUUGGAUCCCGACACAGCUUUUCCCCGGCUCAUCCUAUCUGCGGACUGUAAAAGCGUGAGAUGGGGAAAGAAAUAUCAAGAUCUCCCCAAGAAUCCGGAGAGAUUUCACCUCUGCCCUUUCGUGCUGGGACGUGAAGGAUUCUCAGCAGGCAGACAUUUCUGGGAAGUCCUUGUGGGAAGUGAGGAAGAGUGGGCAGUAGGGGUUGCCAAAAAGUCUGUCAAGAGAAAAGGCCCCCUUAACAUAAGCUCUGAGGAAGGGAUUUGGGCUGUAGGGAAGUCAGAGGGCAAGUACAAGGCCUAUUACCCUCCUCGUUACACUCCUUUGACCCUGAAGGGAGACCUCAAGAGGAUUCGGGUGUGUCUGGACUAUGACGGGGCCUGUGUGUCUUUUGAUGAUGCUGAUACAGGGGCCACCUUUUGUAAAUUCUCUGAGGCCUCGUUCUUAGGAGAAAUCCUCCAUCCUUUCUUUCGUGUGUUCUUAGAUGGCUACCUCAGAAUCUCUCCUUCAGGCAGCCAAGCUGACUUUACAAGCUUGGUAUGAGUGAUAAAUAUAUCAAAGAUUAAUGAAAUAUAUCAAAGAACAUGUGCAUAAAACACAUGUUCAGAAAAAUGCAGUUUUUCUGCUUUUAACAAUGCUUUUCCUCCACCAGUAUGAUUUGUUUUCCUGUGCAUGACUCUGGAAGAAUACAAGGAAACAAAGGCAGUGGUUGUGAUUCAGUUGUGCACCUUGGUGUUUGCAGUGGUAAUAACAUCGGCAUCAGUGGCAAGUUGCAGAUGAAAGGAAAAUCACUGCUGAUUAAAGGCAAUUUUGGGGUACAUAACAUGACAAACUCACUAGCAGUACAAAAUCCACUAAGAAAAUCCUUAAUCAGCAGUAAUUUGACAUUGAUCCAGAGUUGUGCAGCAGGAUUUCAGCCACUGUUUACAUUUGGAAGAUAAUUAAGUGAUACAUAUUUUUUUUUCUUUUAUUUGAAGUGAGGGAGCAUUCUUCAUAGAAACAGAUUUCUCUAAACAUGCUGCCUUGGCCAUGAGAAUGUAUCUGUUCUUAGUGCCCCAAAGCAUUUUUUUAUUUGCAAGACUCCCUGAAGGUCCUUUCCGAUAGGACUAUUGUCAUGUUCUUUAUACGCCCCUUCUGCUGAGGCUCCCCGAGGGCUCCCCAAUUAGUCUGCUGGAACACACUGGGCCCAGAACCUAGAGCAGCAGUCCAUCUUCCAUUUUGAUUUGCUGUCAUCCAUUUUGCGUAAAGUUGCUCCAGUUGUUCGGUGAUGGACAAUGGAUAUGCAAGCUGCAUUAAUUAUAUUUUGGGAGCAUGAAGAGGCAGAUAUUGCCUUAUCAGCUGUUACUAAUGAGCUUAUUUACUGUACAUGCCUGAUUUUAUCACAUGAGACACUGCAUUAGGAAAAAUUAACAUACUGUCUCAUUCUCCAAAGUACUGUAUAAUACAGUAUAGUAAUGAUGUAUUACCCAGCUGCAGAUUAUUAUUGUAAACAGCAAAACUUUAUAUUGUUUGCUUUACUCAGUGGGUGUUCAGACGUCACGCUGUGACUCAUGAUACACGCCGUUACCCAUCCCAUUGAGUGCCUAUGUAAGUUACUCAAUAAACUUGUCUUUUUGCAAGUAAAUCUGGAUCUUCUCUGUAGUUUCCUGGAGCUCCUCUCAAACUGUUCUCCAAUGGCUGGGGAAUGUUACACCUUUUCAAAAAAUAUAUAUUUGUACAGUAUUUAUUUCCAACAGAUAGCUAAAGAAGUACUGGGUCUUUUGUCUCUAGAGUGGGGCACUUU
Pogona vitticeps (central bearded dragon) is the source of this 3283-nucleotide messenger RNA. The record is from RefSeq and is a predicted model, not a curated record. Lineage: Eukaryota; Metazoa; Chordata; Lepidosauria; Squamata; Agamidae.